Octopus sinensis (East Asian common octopus) is the source of this 1018-nucleotide messenger RNA. Its product is annotated as serine/threonine/tyrosine-interacting-like protein 1. Gene Ontology annotation, biological process: protein dephosphorylation; negative regulation of cytoplasmic stress granule assembly; positive regulation of intrinsic apoptotic signaling pathway. The coding region runs from base 79 to 957 and encodes 292 amino acids. NCBI's taxonomy places the organism in Eukaryota, Metazoa, Mollusca, Cephalopoda, Octopoda, Octopodidae. The record is from RefSeq and is a predicted model, not a curated record. Gene Ontology annotation, molecular function: pseudophosphatase activity; protein tyrosine/serine/threonine phosphatase activity; protein phosphatase inhibitor activity. The transcript is spliced from 9 exons. Gene Ontology annotation, cellular component: mitochondrion.
UGCUAGGUAACUGACAGGAAGUUAGAAAUCACGUUUAGUUUGUUGACAAUCUUACCGCAAUAAUAGAGGCGGGAGAAAAUGGAAAAAGAUCUUGUGUUUUUGGACCAUUCGGAGCUCUACAACUUAUUGCAGAAGUGUAAACGCUACCCUGCCCUUGCUGAUCCUAAUUAUCUUUUAUUACUGGAUACAAGAAAAGAUGAUGGUUAUCAAGAGGACCAUAUAAUCACAGCAAGAAGAGUUAAACAGGAUGAAACUGGCAAGAUGUUAAUACCUUACGAUGCUGAAUUAGAGUGUAAACAACAUGUUGUGGUCUAUGAUAGCAGCACUGGCUCAUCCAUUGACGCAGGUCCUUUCUUGGAUUUUGCUUUGUUGUUAUGGAAAACAGGGAGCAAAUAUAAAGUGAAGGUCCUUUCAGGUGGAUAUGAAAGAUUCUCAGCCCACUAUCCUUUUUUGCGCUCAAAGAAGAUUAUGUUCACUCAGAGGGAACUCGAUACUCUGCAACUUUAUCCUUAUGAAAUCAUUCCUAAAAAGCUGUAUUUAUGUAAGAGCUCUUUGGCCAGCCGACUUUAUGUCAUCAAAGAUUUGAAACUCACAGCCUUCCUCAACUGUACAGAAGAUGUCCUACCAAUGCCGCAAAUCCAAAACGUAUACCAUGUUCCACAAAGUGACAAUGACACAACAAACUUGUAUAAAUAUUUUCAAGAGUGUUGUGAGUUCAUAGAUGCAAAUGAAAUCACCCUUGCUUUUUCUGUUUUGGGAAUUAGUCGCAGCACAACGAUUUUGGUGGCAUACAUCAUGUACAGUACACAGAUGUCCCUUGCGGAAGCAUAUGAUUUUAUUCAGAAACGCUGCCAUUUUAUCCGACCAAACCGAAAUUUUAUCCACCAGUUGUCCGCAUGGGAAGGUUACCUUUCCAAUGGAACAGUGAAAACAAAUAUAGAAGACCCUUAUUUCUAAAGCCAGACAAACACUGAAUUUUCUUACUCAAUAAACAAACAGAAUUUGUACUCUGACAUUU